Cannabis sativa is the source of this 3284-nucleotide messenger RNA. Its product is annotated as GRAS family protein RAM1-like. Gene Ontology annotation, molecular function: sequence-specific DNA binding; DNA-binding transcription factor activity. The coding region runs from base 952 to 2934 and encodes 660 amino acids. NCBI's taxonomy places the organism in Eukaryota, Viridiplantae, Streptophyta, Magnoliopsida, Rosales, Cannabaceae. Gene Ontology annotation, biological process: regulation of DNA-templated transcription. Gene Ontology annotation, cellular component: nucleus. The transcript is spliced from 4 exons. The record is from RefSeq and is a predicted model, not a curated record.
ACACGAUGUUCUAAAUACACAGGGAUUAAACUAAGUCGAUGCAUGAUCAUAACAUGGAUUUAUAUAUUAUAAAAUUAAAGAAAUCUUUCUGAAAACAAUGGGAAAAAUAAAUAUAUUUACGUAGGUAGGGUGUGUGGGCGGUCCUUGUGAAGAUUUUAUUUAUAUAUAUUCACCUUGUUUUGCUAAGACAUAGUAAAUUUAAUUCUAAACAAUACUAUAGCAAUGGAUAUUAUUAUUAGAUACGAUCAAAAGGGUCUCUAACCUUAUUGGAAAUAUAAAAUAUAAACAAUAUUAUGAAAAGAAUGUAAUAAUAAACAAACACUUGGCACAAUAUUAUAAUUUAUUAGAUUUACAUUCUCUAGUAACCAAUGAUAUUUCAUUCUCAAUAUUUAUAUUAUUAUUAUUUUCACAAGAAUAUAUUCUACAUAUUUAUUAAACAGCAAGAAAUAGUUCCAGCCAAUAAGGAAAUAUAAAUAAUAAAAAGGUUCUAAUAAGAUUCCAAACCACACAUUGUUCGUAUCUGUGCCGGCUUGAAUAACUAUACAAAUAAUGACAAAGUUAAUUAAGCCUCAAACAAAAAUUACAGCUAAAACAACUUUGUAAAGAGGGUUAGUGAUAAUAUUGGUAAAAUUACUUAUAAUAAUUAAUAACCCCAAAAUCUUUAAUAAUCAAAAUUUUCUUAAUAAUUAAUAUAUCUUUACUAAAAGACAAAACUUUCCAAAUAAAAAGAGAGAAGAAACACUCUCUCAUUUCCCCUAAACCCUUUUACAAAACUAAUCUUUAGGGGCUAUAGCAUUAGCAAGAAAGAGCAAAAGUUUACUUUCUAUCUAUACAAUCUUCAUUAUUGAAUUUUAAGGUAUCUAAUCUAGUAUUUGAACUUUAAAAUUUUUAUUUUUUAUUAUUAUUAUUAUUUUUAAUAUAAGAGAGAUAAGAAAGAAAGAAAAAGAAGCAAUGAUGAACUCCCUAUGUGGAAGCAUGGGAUCUCUAAAGAGAGAAAACUCAUGCACCACAAUACCACCAACAACAACAUCACCAAAUAGUAUUAGUGACCAAACAUCAUCAAUUUCAUCAGUACCAAAUAAGAACAUAAUCAUAACAAACAAUACUACUGAUAUACAACAACAACAACAACAUAGCAGUAGUAGUAAUAGUAUUAACUUACUGACCCCACCAAGUUUGGAUUUCUCAAAUCUGAAAUUUGAGGAGUUAGACAACAAUAUCAACAAUGAAGAUCAUCAUCAUCAUCAAGCUGUUGUUCAAUCUCCUGACAACACAAUGUGGGAUUCUAUUCUCUUCUCGGACAACCUCGAUUCGCCCGAUUUCAUGGUGAUGUCACCUGUUAGAAACAUGUCCUCGCCACAACUCUCUUCUUCUUAUAAUUACAACUAUAAUAGUUCAAUGCAGCAACAACAACAGGGCCAGAGUACUCUGCCACCCAUUUACUCAUCAUCACCACCAAGAUUAUAUUCUUCUUCUCCUCUAGGAAAUGCUUUCAAUAGUAGCACCAGCAGAGGUAGUAAAGGACUUAGUCCACUUCAUAAGGUGUUGAACACAGUGAACAAUCAAUAUAUACAACAACAGGAGCAGCAGCCAGAGACUAGCCUUGCUCUUCCGGCGAUUGAGGAGCUUUUGGAGGAUUUUAUUAAUCAGAAUAAUUCCACAACAACCUUAACUAAGUUGCAGCUUGAACGACAGCAAGAGAAGAAUCACCAACACAACAUGCACCAAAAUAAUCAUAAUAACAAUCUCAUGAUGCACCCUCCUCCUAUUGAUCAGCAUGAACAAGACAGUGGGCUUCAAUUAGUGCAUCUUCUUCUAGCCUGUGCAGAAGCAGUAUCCAAAGAGGAGUACAUGUUAGCCAGAAGAUUUCUCCACCACCUCAACACCAUUGUCACACCACUCGGUGAUUCAAUGCAACGAGUCGCCGCAUGUUUCACCGAAGCCUUAUCAGCAAGACUAGCCGCAACUCUCACCACACCUAAUUCCAUAAUAACACCCACCACCACCACCACCACCUCAUCCAACUCAUCAAAAUCUUUCAACCCUUUUCCCCCAAACUCUUUAGAAGUCUUAAAAAUAUACCAAAUAGUCUACCAAGCUUGUCCCUACAUAAAAUUCGCUCAUUUCACAGCCAAUCAAGCAAUCUUCGAAGCUUUCGAGACCGAAUCACGUGUCCACGUCAUCGAUCUCGACAUACUCCAAGGAUAUCAAUGGCCAGCAUUUAUGCAAGCCUUGUCAGCACGAUCAGGUGGGUCCCCAUUUCUCCGAAUAACAGGGGUUGGAUCGUCCAUUGACUCGGUUCGAGAAACGGGUCGUUGCUUGACCGAGUUGGCUCACUCACUCCAAGUCCCUUUCGAAUUCCAUGCCGUUGGGGAACAACUCGAACACCUCGAACCCCACAUGUUCCACCGCCGAGUCGGCGAGGCAUUGGCGGUCAACUCGGUCAACCGUCUCCACCGUGUUCCGGGCAAUUGUCUUGGAAAUUUACUAGCCAUGAUUAGAGAUCAAGCUCCGAAUAUAGUGACUUUGGUUGAACAAGAAGCGAGCCACAACGGACCCUAUUUUUUAGGCAGAUUUCUCGAGGCUUUGCAUUAUUACUCGGCGAUUUUUGACUCGUUGGACGCGACUUUUCCAGCCGAGUCACCUCAGAGAGCUAAGGUUGAGCAAUACAUUUUCGCGCCUGAGAUUCGGAACAUCGUGGCUUACGAGGGUCCAGAGAGAAUUGAGAGACACGAGAGGUUGGAUAAAUGGAGGAAAUUGAUGGAAGGGAAAGGGUUCAAAGGGGUUCAACUGAGUGCGAACGCGGUGACUCAGUCAAAGAUAUUGCUUGGACUUUACUCUUGUGAAGGUUAUAGGUUGACUGAAGAUAAUGGUUGCUUGCUCUUAGGGUGGAUGGACAGGCCUCUCAUCGCAGCUUCUGCAUGGCGAUGUUGAUGAUAUAGGUCUUACGUUAAAUACACAAUUUAGUAUCGGGUCACAAUAGGGCUCUCAUCGUUGCUUCUACCGGGGGAUGCUGAUGGAUUUAUUGCUAAAAAGUAUCUGUGGUGUGGAACAUUACUCAUCUUUCAUAUUAAUUCAAUUUAGUAUCGGAUCAAUAUGAUUCGAUACUUAAUUGCAUUAGUUGAUGAUUCAAUUUAGCUUAUUUAUCACUUAUUAGUGGAUUUUGUUUUUACAUUUCUGGUACGUGUACGGGGUACGUGUUGAUUUGGAUUAUAUGCUCUAUUUGAAGAUAUUUAUAGCUAUUAUAUAUGUGAGAAUUGUUUUGUACAAUUAAUAUUAAAUAU